Molecule: messenger RNA, 3449 nt
Organism: Manihot esculenta (cassava)
Lineage: Eukaryota; Viridiplantae; Streptophyta; Magnoliopsida; Malpighiales; Euphorbiaceae
Exons: 21
Coding region: 489-2927 (812 amino acids)
Source: RefSeq, a predicted model, not a curated record
UGUGGACCUCAAUUUUUCCUCCUUGCUUUUAUUUUAUUUUUUUAACCAAAUAGAUUUUAAAUUUUUUCGUGCUCUUGAUUUUGAUAUUCAUGUUUGCUUAAUAUGAAUGGGCUUAUGGAUUUGGGUUUCUCUGUCUCCUGUUCUUUGCAUCUGUUAGUUCUGUGGAUUCUGUUCAGUAUUUAAAUUUUUGGGUCAUCAUGAGCUGCUUCUUUUUUUUUUUUAUAUCUAUUUGCAUGUUUUGUAGAACUUCUUAUGGAUCAAUUUUUGUAACUUGUGCUGGAAUCUAGAUGAUACCGGAGACUUGAUCCAUUGCUUAUUGAUCUCUCUUUCUUUUUUAUUUUACAGAACAGAAUUUGUGAACCUCUGUUUUUCUUCACCAAAUAGAGCCUGUUGAUCUUUGUAUUUUCUGUUACAAAACAGAGUCUGUGAACCUUACAAUAUUUUGUCUCUCGGCCAAAAAAAAAGCAUCUUCUUUCCAUGAAACAGCCAUGUCAAAAGUCACAGAAACCAGUAACAUAUCUGCAGUGCCUCUGACCAACAACAAUUCUGUUUCAAUGGGAGAAUUGCAGAAUAUUCAGGCAGCAUAUAGGUUGGAUGGGAAAAAUUAUCAGAUGUGGUCUCGAUUGGUUCUUACCUUUCUGAAAGAAAGAGGGAAACUAAGUCACUUGCUCGGUACUGGUCUAGAUCCAAAGUAUCCUAAAUUUGGUCCUUGGGCUGCACAAGACUCUAUAGUGAUGUCCUGGUUAUGGAACUCUAUGUUACCAGAAAUCAGUGAUGCCUACAUGUUCCUUAGCACAGCGAAGGAAAUAUGGGAGGCUAUUAAACAGACCUAUUCAAAAGUUCAUACUGCUGCACAAAUUUAUGAGAUUAAGACCAAAAUCUCAGCCACCAAACAAGGAAGUCAAUCGGUGACAGAGUACUCCAAUUACUUGAAGAGUUUAUGGCAGGAGAUGGAUUAUUAUGAAUGGAUCCAGACGAAAUGUAGUGAAGAUGCUGCUAUUCUUGAAAGGUAUAUUGAAAAAGAUCGGAUUUAUGACUUUCUUGCAAGAUUGAACAUCAAGUUUGAUGCAAUAAGAGUAGAAGUGCUUGGAAAAGAAGAAUUGCCAUCUUUGAAUGAGGUAAUUGCAAUUGUUCUUGCAGAGGAAGUAAGAAGGGAAGUUAAUGCUGCUAUGAAGAAUUAUAGCUUUGAGCAGCGUGUUAGUAAGAGCAGUGGGCAAACAGACCUGUCAAAGCCAUUUAACAAGGAUUCCUUGUGGUGCACAUGGUGCAAAAAGCCUAGGCAUACUAAAGAGAAGUGCUGGAAGCUUCAUGGCAAACCUCAGUCCAUGACUAAAACAUGCUCAAAGCAGGGUGGAAGGUCAAAGGGACAGAGACAGGUCCAUGUGGGAAACACACAUUCUAGGAAUGAGGAUCCUCCACAUGUUGAUCUCAAUAAUGUAGAGACUAAGAAGUUAAAAGGAAGACCUGUUCCACAGGCUGCUGCUCGCUCUGCACCAGCAUGUAGCCCAACACCCCAGCCAGAUACUAUUCCUUUUAAACAUCUUGCAGUUAACCAAGCUGCUCCUCGAGCCCCUGUUCAGAGUGGUGGUGGUGGUGGAUCAGUGCCUGGAACCAUACGGCAGGGUGUGGGUAGUGCUUCAGCAUACACAAUUCCAGAUGCUGUAUUGGGUCCUGAAAGACUUGCUCGUCAAGCUGCUGCUCGCCAUACACCAUGUCGCAGCCCAGCUCCCCAACCAGACACUGUUUUUUCAAAUCAUCUCUCAGUUAACCAAGCUGCUCCUCCAGCUCCAGUUCAGAGUGCUGGUGGUGAAUCAUUACUUGGAACCAUAGGCAUGGGUAGUGCUUCGGCACGGAGAACUCCAGAUGCUGUGUUGGGUCUUGGAAGACCUUUUCCUCUAGCUGCUGCUCGCCAUUUACCAGCAUGCAGCCCACCGUCCCGACCGGAUACAUUUUCUUUAAAUCAUCCCUCAGUUAACCAAGCUGUUCCUCCAGAUCCUGUUCAGAGUAGCAGUGGUGGUGGAUCAUUACUUGGAACCAUAGGUAAGGAAAGACCUGCUCCUCAAGCUGCUGCUGCUUGUCGUAGCCCACCACUCCAACCAGAUACUAUUUCUAUAAGUCAUCUCUCAGUUAACCAAGCUGCUCCUCCAGCUCCUGUUCAGAGUGGUGGUGGUGGAUCAUUGCUUGGAACCAUUGGUCAGUGUAUGGGUAGUGCUUCAGCACAAACAACUCCGGAUGUUGUGUUAGGUCCUGGAAGACCUACUUCUCAAGCUGCUGCUUGCCAUGCACCCUGUCACAGCCCACCAUCCCAGCCAGUUAACCAAGAUGCUCCUCCAACUCCUGUUCAGAGUGGUGGUAGUGGAUCAUUGCUUGAAACUAUUGGUCAGGGAAGACCUGCUCAAGCUGCUGCUUGCCAUGCACCAUGUCACAGCCCACCACCCCAACCAGAUAUUGUUUCUUCAAAUCAUCUCUCAGUUAACCAAGCUGUUCCUCCAGCUCCUGUUCAGAGUGGUGGUGGUGGAUCAUUGCUUGAAACCAUUGGUCAGGGAAGACCUGCUCCUCAGGCUGCUGCUUGCUCUGCACCAGCAUGCGACCCACCACCCCUACCAGAUGAUGUUUCUUUGAAUCAUUUUGCAGGUUUCAUUAACGAAGAUCCUCCUCCAGAUCCUGUUCAGAGCGGUGGUGGUGGAGGUAGAUCAUUUCUGAGAGCCAUAGGUCAAGGAGUGGUUACUGUUUUGGGGCACACAGCUAUUGGUGCUGUGUUGGGUCCUGGAGUGGCUAGUUUUGUGGUUCGCACAGCUUUUGAUGCUGUCGUAGCAAAUGUUAACAUUCAGCAGGAGGUGGAAGGGGAGGCGCCUGAACCAGCCAAUGGCAAGCAACAUUCGGCAGCUGCACCCACGUCCACUCAAGCCAAAGACAAGCAACAUUAGCCAAAGGAAUGUUGCCUAUUGAUGGAAAAGUGCUGAUUUGUUUGCAACAUGUGGCUUGUGCUGCAUUGGAUCUCUCAACCUCUAUGAGCUUUGCAUCUUGAGUUUUGUCGGCAGUAUUGUGACUGCCUUGUUUGUGGUUUGCUGGAGUUGUAAUUCAUGUUAUAGUUUCAAUGUGUGAAAGCAUGUGCUUGUUGGGAUUUGAUGCUAAGUUUGCAGGUUUUGAUUUUGUGCCUUAUUUCUUCCGGCUACUGAAUAUUUGUGAGACAUCAUUAAUGUAGGUUUGUGAGAUUCAACGGAGUGGGUUUGUGGAUGAAAUGGGUUUUAAGGAGAAGGGACAUAAGAAGAAGAAGAAGAAGAUCAAAGGAUUCUUCUGUGUUCAUAUAUAAACAAAAUUUCCAAAAAAAAUUUAAUUCUUCAUGUAAUUUAUUUUUGUGGAAUUUCGGUUUCCAUGUGUAGUUCCUAUUUGGAUUUGGUGUUUGGAGUAACAGUAAUUAAUUCAAACAGUUCUUCUUUGUGUUGGAG